Chaetura pelagica (chimney swift) is the source of this 1914-nucleotide messenger RNA. RefSeq names its product plastin 1 (gene PLS1). Lineage: Eukaryota; Metazoa; Chordata; Aves; Apodiformes; Apodidae. The transcript has 15 exons. Gene Ontology annotation, molecular function: actin filament binding; calcium ion binding. The record is from RefSeq and is a predicted model, not a curated record. Gene Ontology annotation, biological process: actin filament network formation; actin filament bundle assembly. Gene Ontology annotation, cellular component: cytoplasm; actin filament; actin filament bundle.
AUGGAAAACAACACAACUAUUAUAUCUCGUGAAGAGCUUGAAGAACUAAGAGAAGCAUUCAGUAAAAUAGAUAUCGACAACAGUGGGUAUGUCAGUGAUUAUGAGCUUCAAGACCUGUUUAAAGAAGCAAGUCUGCCCUUGCCUGGUUACAAAGUCCGGGAGAUUGUAGAAAAAGUCAUUGCAGUGACAGAUACCAACAAGGAUGGGAGAAUCAACUUUGAAGAAUUUGUCUCUAUAAUUCAGGAAUUGAAAAGUAAAGAUAUUAGCAAAUCUUUCCGAAAAUCAAUAAACAAAAAACAAGGCAUUACAGCAAUUGGAGGAACAUCAGCAAUAUCUAGUGAAGGGACACAACACUCUUAUUCAGAGGAAGAAAAAGUUGCUUUUGUUAACUGGAUAAAUAAGGCUCUACAAGAUGACCCAGACUGUAAGCACCUCCUACCUAUGAACCCAUCAGAUGCCAGUCUUUUUAAAUGCCUUGCAGAUGGCAUUCUUCUUUGCAAAAUGAUCAACUUUUCACAACCAGAUACAAUUGAUGAAAGGGCUAUUAAUAAGAAGAAACUUACUCCCUUCACUGUUUCUGAAAACCUAAACCUGGCUCUGAACUCAGCAUCUGCUAUUGGCUGUACAGUUGUCAAUAUCGGAUCACAAGACUUGCAAGAAGGAAGACCCCACUUGGUGUUAGGACUGUUGUGGCAGAUCAUUAAAGUUGGUCUUUUUGCUGAUAUUGAGAUAUCCAGAAAUGAAGCUCUUAUUGCUUUGCUAAAUGAAGGGGAAGAACUAGAUGAGUUAAUGAAGCUUUCCCCAGAAGAACUCUUGCUACGCUGGGUGAACUACCAUCUGGCCAAUGCAAGGUGGCAGAAAAUCAGUAACUUCAGCCAAGACAUUAAGGAUUCAAGAGCAUACUACCAUCUGUUAAAUCAGAUUGCACCCAAAGGAGAUGUUGAUGAAUUGUCUAUUAAUAUUGACUUUUCGGGAUUUCAUGAUAAAAAUGACUUGAGAAGGGCUGAAUACAUGCUCCAACAAGCAGAUAAAUUGGGCUGCAGACAGUUUGUAACUCCAGCUGAUGUAGUUGCAGGCAACCCUAAGCUAAAUUUGGCUUUUGUUGCAAAUCUCUUUAACACGUAUCCAGCCCUACACAAGCCUGAGAAUUCAUCGUACGAUCCCAAUUUAUUAGAAGGAGAAAGUAAUGAAGAAAGGACUUUCAGAAACUGGAUGAAUUCACUGGGUGUAAGCCCAUAUGUUAAUCAUUUAUAUAGUGACCUCUCUGAUGCUUUAAUCAUCUUCCAAUUGUAUGAUAUGACUCGUGUGCCAGUUGACUGGAGCCACAUCAACAAACCUCCUUACCCAGUGCUUGGUGGAAAUAUGAAAAAGAUUGAGAAUUGCAAUUAUGCAGUAGAACUCGGGAAGACAAAAGCCAAAUUCUCACUGGUGGGUAUUGCUGGACAUGACCUAAAUGAGGGUAAUCCAACUCUGACCUUGGCUUUGGUGUGGCAGCUGAUGAGAAGGGAAACUAGCCACAGUAUGCCAUAGAUGUAUACUUUGAACGUACUAUCAGACCUUGGAGAGGGGGAAAAAGUAAAUGAUGAAAUUAUUAUUAAGUGGGUGAAUCGGACACUUGCAACAGCAAAUAAGAAAACUUCAAUCACAAGUUUCAAGGACAAAUCAAUCAGUACUAGUUUACCUGUCCUAGAUUUAAUAGAUGCCAUUGCACCAAAAGCAGUUAGUCCAGAAAUGGUCAAGAGAGAAGAUCUUUCUUAUGAAGACAAAUUAAAUAAUGCUAAGUAUGCCAUUUCAGUUGCUCGAAAAAUAGGAGCUCGUAUAUAUGCUCUCCCAGAUGAUCUUGUUGAAGUGAAACCAAAAAUGGUGAUGACAGUGUUUGCAUGUUUGAUGGGACGAGGACUGAACAAAAUAUAA